Molecule: messenger RNA, 1374 nt
Organism: Nylanderia fulva
Lineage: Eukaryota; Metazoa; Arthropoda; Insecta; Hymenoptera; Formicidae
Source: RefSeq, a predicted model, not a curated record
AUGAGCGCGAUUCUUGCCUACGUACAUCGCUGGCGAUUAAACUCAAAGCUAGCGAAAUCUGAUCGCCGCAAGGGCCUUCUGUUCUUGCGGGAGUUAUCUUUCGGAUUGGUGACGCUUCUCAGGCUCCAGAAUUCCUUCCUCUCGGAAUCCGAAAAGCAUCCGAUCAUCCUUCCUAAGAACCAUCACGUCACCGUCCUACUUAUACGCAGGGCCCACAUAUCUACGUUACAUGGGAACUACCGUUUGGUGCACAAUUAUCUGUUGCAGAAAUAUUGGAUCCUGCGUGCCAAUACCAUCAUUCGGCGCAUUGUACGAAAUUGCGUCAGGUGCACUCGCCACAACGCCAUCACCCUCGAGCAGCAAAUGGCGCCGCUGCCGGCCAUCCGAGCCAAACCGGCUCUGCCAUUUGCGCACUUUGGAGUCGACUUCGCCGGCUACUUCUGCGUAAAGGCCUCAUCUGGGCGAGGGCAGAAGACCUCUAAGGGAUACGUGGCAGUGUUCGUGUGCCUCGUCGUCAAGACCAUUCAUCUGGAGCUGGUCUCUGAUCUGACGACUGACGCGUUCCUGGCGGCAUAUCGUCGCUUCACCGCCCGGCGUGGACUCUGUCAGAUCAUUUACUCUGACAACGGCAUCACCUUUAAGGGCAGCGAGGCCGAGCUACAUAGACUCUUUUCGGAGACCUCCGCCACCGGUCAGGCCGUAGCGGCUGCCGUGACGUCGGAUGGAGUGGAGUGGCGAUACAUCUCCCCUCGAGCUCUAAACUUCGGGGGCAUCUGGGAGUCCAACGUCAGGUCGAUAAAGCGUCAUCUUUACAGAAUCAUUGGCAACUCUAAGCUCACGUACAAGCAGCUGUCUACCGUGCUGGCCAGCACAAAGGCCUGUCUUAACUCCCGGCCGAUUAGCGCGCUCAGCUCGGAUCCGAACAACGCCUCAGCAUUGACGCCCGGACAGUUCAUCAUCGGGAAGCUCCUCGUUGCUCCCCCGGAACCUUUCACGGAGAUCAAUCAGCCGGGGCAACAAUGUUCCGGAUGGCGUCCGCUGCAGCUCAUGAGGAAUCACUUCUGGCAGCGCUGGAGGUACCUGGCGGAGUACCUGGCUCAGCUGCAACAGCGGUCCAAAUGGCUCAAGCCAAAUCGACAGCUUCAGGUGGGCGACUUGGUCCUCUUCAAGGACAAGCUGGCCCCUCCGACGAAGUGGCUGUUGGCCAGAGUGGUGCGACUUCAUCCUGAACAGAAUGGACUGACGAGAGUCGCCACCAUUCGCACAUCGGCUUCGGAGUUGGUGCAAUCCACCAAUAACCUCAUCUUGCUGCCAGUGCACGAAAAGACCAUCUCCAAUUUUAGUCAAUUCGAGUCAUUCAUGGCGGUGUAUUAG